CUUUACUCGGGUAUUUUACACAUUAUCUACGACUGAGUGGGUAAAGUACUUUGAUAAAAUGUAUAUGAGAAAAUAACGAUUGUAGAUAAAUGUUUAUGAAGAAACACACGCAAUAAUAUUUAGUACAGUGCUAGUUCGUCUUAAUACACGCGUCGUACAUAUAAUAGGUUUUUAAAAUGACUUCACGCGAAAAAUUUUAUGAAUGUUUUUAUAAAAUAGUUAAUGAAAAAAAUAAUAAUUCAGUUUAUUUAUCGGCAGUUAAGUAUAACGAAAUAGUUUCGGAAAUUAAAAAUGUGAGAUCAAGUGGAAUAAAAAGUAACAAGGCAUAUCGAAUUUUGAAAAGAUACGACCUCAUUACUAUUGGAGAAGAAGAUAAAUUAAUAUUGCCGUUGUUGGAAGGUAAUACAAACAUUUUGUACUAUAUUACUAAUGAAAAUAUCUAUGAUGUGCUACACGAUGUACAUUUGAGUAUUGGGCAUGGUGGAAAACACCGCAUGAAUGCUGAAGUUAAAAAAAAGUAUAAAAAUAUAACACAAGAAGCAGUGUCUAUUUACUUAAAGUUUUGCGAAUCGUGUCAAUCUAAACAAAAAUCUAAAAACAAGGGUCUAGUGAUUAAACCAAUGGUGUUUUCGGAAAUGAAUAGUAGGUGCCAAGUGGACCUGAUUGAUAUGCAGUCGCAGGGGGAUGGAGAGUUCCGGUUUAUUAUGGUAUAUCAGGAUCACCUUACUAAAUUCGUUCAACUAAGACCCUUUAAAACAAAGAGAGCAGAAGAAGUUGCAAAACACCUUAUCGACAUAUUUUGUAUUUUCGGAGCUCCGAUGAUAUUACAAUCUGACAAUGGCCGCGAGUUUGUAAAUAAAAUAAUAGAAGACUUAAAAGAAAUGUGGGACACACUGAAAAUCGUUCACGGAAAGCCACGCCACAGUCAGUCACAAGGAAGUGUCGAGAGAGCAAACCAAGACAUACAAAACAUGUUGAUAACAUGGAUGAAAACAAAUAACUGUAAAUCAUGGUCAGAGGGACUUCGAUUUGUACAGCUAAUGAAAAAUAGGGCCUACCACGAUGGCAUUAAAAGAUCUCCAUACAUGGCCAUGUUUGGUACUGAUGUGAAAAUUGGUUUGUCAUCAUCUUUUCUACCAGCUGAAACAGUGGAAAAAUUAACCACUGAACAAGAAUUGGAAGAAAUAUUGCAAAGUGUUGUGUCAAACUAUGAACAAAGAGAAAAUCAUAGUGUUUCCGAUAAAGAGGUAAAUUGUUGGCAAUAUAUAGUCGUUAUACCAGAUUUAAUCACUUCUAAUUUUUUUCUUAACAGGACAGUACUGUAUCUAAUUGCUGUUUUUGCUACUAGAAAGACUUUGUAUAAUCUGUACCAUUUUAAGUGUUUGAUGCGUUGGUCAUGUUGUACCGAAGUUAUAGGUUUACGAUUAUAG
Molecule: messenger RNA, 1430 nt
Organism: Metopolophium dirhodum (rose-grain aphid)
Lineage: Eukaryota; Metazoa; Arthropoda; Insecta; Hemiptera; Aphididae
Product: KRAB-A domain-containing protein 2-like
Exons: 1
Coding region: 177-1430 (417 amino acids)
Biological process (GO): DNA integration
Molecular function (GO): nucleic acid binding
Source: RefSeq, a predicted model, not a curated record